Phascolarctos cinereus (koala) is the source of this 2302-nucleotide messenger RNA. RefSeq names its product F-box and leucine rich repeat protein 22 (gene FBXL22). Gene Ontology annotation, molecular function: protein binding. Gene Ontology annotation, biological process: SCF-dependent proteasomal ubiquitin-dependent protein catabolic process. The record is from RefSeq and is a predicted model, not a curated record. Lineage: Eukaryota; Metazoa; Chordata; Mammalia; Diprotodontia; Phascolarctidae. Gene Ontology annotation, cellular component: SCF ubiquitin ligase complex.
ACACACAAAACCUUCAACACCAGUUGUUGGCCAAAAAUAAACCCCAUUCCUCAGCCAUAUAUGUCCACCAGCCCUGGCCCCAGAAGGAGGCAGGUCAGGCCCCCCAGGCUCGUCUCAGCACAGCAGGCACACACAGCUCCACUGUUGCUUCUCUUCCCUAACAAAGUGCUCUUGUUCCUGCCAUGCAUAUAACUCAGCUCAACCGGGAAUGUCUUUUACAUGUAUUUUCCUUCCUGGACAAGGACAGCAGGAAGAAUUUAGCAAAGACUUGCUCUCACUUGUGGGAUGUGUUUCUCGAUCCUUUGCUCUGGCCGCUGCUGCAUUUUAAUUCUCUCAUGGAACUGAAAAAAGAUAACUUCCUCUUGAGCCCUGCUUUAAGAUGCUUGUCCAUUUGCUGGCAUUCGAGCCAAGUAAAGGUAUGCAACGUUGAAGACUGGAUGAAAAAUGCCUUGCAGAAGGGUGUUUGCAGCACUCACGAGCACCUCGCCAGUGACUUUUUAGUGAAAGUUUGCAACAGGUGCCCCAACCUCCUGUCCUUGACACUCUCUGGCUGUGGCCACGUCACCGAUGAAUGCAUUGCGUCACUACUCCGGAGUUGCCCCAACCUCCAGACCCUCAAACUGGAAAACUGUGUUCGGAUCACCAACCGAACACUGGCUGCCGUGACCGCUCACGGGCACUCACUGAGGACCCUGCACGUUGAUUUCUGUCGCAACGUGAGCCAAGCGGGUCUGCGGCAGGUACGAGACCAGUGCCCAUGGUUAGUUGUGAAAGCGGAGAGAAGUGCAGACAUGAUCCCGGACAUGCUCCCUAAGGAAAAGCUCACCCACGACAGGGCAGGCAGGAAACUCUGACAACACCGGGCCGAAGACUGAACUACGCUUCCCCUGCAGGGCACCAGUUUUCUGAGCAGCGACCUCCAACCCUGGCUUCUGAGCUGAAAUGUUCUCAACGGCAGGUUUGAAGUCUGAAACGAGUUCUCAAGUUCCAGGCAAGUUUCCGCCAGAUUCAGCUGUGACAUUCAUAAUUUUCCACGUAGAAUAACCAGUGAGAAAAUGAUGCCAAAGAUGUAUCCCUUUGGCUGCUAUGGCUGGGGCCAGGAGUAGAUCCACCUGAACCUGGAUCGGAGAGCAGCUGAGGCAAAGUGGUGGAGAUGGUCCAUCCUCCCCUCCCCCCAAGAGGUGUUUAGUCCUUUUAAUCAACACCACCUCACACUAGUCGACAAGCUCUGUUUCCUUGGGCAAGCCCUAACCUCGUGGCCCUAAGUUCAUCUAAAAAGCAAGCAUUUUGAAUAGGGUGGUCUCUAAGGUUCCUUCCAACUAGAACAGUUCCUUCUGAACUGGCACCCUGAGAUUAAUUGUGUAUGAGGAUUGUGAAAGUGCUUUGCUUGACUGAUAAGUUAUACUCUUUAAUUUCUUUUCCAGAACAAUUCCAAGAUUCCAGAUGUGCAUGGCAUUUUAAAAUUUGCAAAGAGUUUGACACAUUAUUUCGUUUGAACCUUGCAACAGUCCUAUGAGGUAAAGAGGUGUCAUUAUCCCCUUUUACAGAGGAAGCAACUGAAGCAGAGUUUAGAGUGACUUGUCCAUGAGGUAGGAGGAGCAGGUUAUAUAAAAGCCUUUUCAGAGAUAAGAGAACUGACCCAGAGUGAAGUCCCAAAGCUUUUACCACAUUUUGGUGAGGUUGGAAUUGUAAUACAUGUUUCCUGACUUUAGUCGAGUACUAACACUAUCCAUAAUCCUCACGAUCAUCCCACAAUUAUUUCUUAAAAUUGCCCCAGGUCUCAAUCCAUUAACAGAACCCAUCCCCACCCGCUGCCUGGGAAGAUGAUGGUGGCAUGUAUCUGGCUUUCAGGGAUCUUGGACACACAACAAAAUGCUUCACUCCAAGAGAAACUCUAAGCGGCCCUGCCAACUCCGAAACCCAAAGCCACCGGUUGCCCAGGGUGCCCUUCACUGGCCAUCAGCAGAAAUUCCUGUUCAUCCCUUCAAAGGCUGGGGUGGGGGGAAGAGAUUUAUACCUCAGAGCUUUACAGAUUUCCCAUUAUUGCUUGUAACCUGUGUCCCUCCAGCUCUGCUGGAUCACACCAUAGUAGCAGAAUACUAUUAGGCAAUCAGCAGGAAUCCAGCACCAGGCCAGCUAAAAGAGAUUUUAAAAUGGCUGCUAUGGUUACGGAUUCAGAAACUCUGCCUGACCCCCUGAAAAAUGUAAACUCUUUUUUUUUAAGUUUCAAAAGUCUGCAUAUGCUUCUUUUUUACUCUUUACAAAUGACUGAUCCAGGAAUCAGUUCACAAGCUCCGUGGGG